Blumeria graminis f. sp. triticale is the source of this 708-nucleotide messenger RNA. The record is from the annotation of a GenBank genome assembly. Lineage: Eukaryota; Fungi; Ascomycota; Leotiomycetes; Helotiales; Erysiphaceae.
AUGGAGACUAUACACGCACCUACUCUGCCCUCGGGAAGCAAUUCGAACACAGUACAAGGCGAUGGUAUUCAAACUGAUGGAUUCACAUUUGCUCAACUCCAGGCUAAAAAGAUGGAUAUGGAAGCUAAACUACAGGCUUUGGGGAGUGUAAUGGAUUUACACGAAGUGGACAUGAAGACGCCCCUAAUAACGCAAGAUGGGUUUCCUCGAGCUGAUCUUGAUGUCGCACUCAUUCGGACCACUCGGGCAAAGAUUAUACACAUUCAAAACGAUUUGAAGUCCCUCAUGAGUGUGAUUGAAAGGCACAUUCAUGCUUAUUUUGCCAGCAAAGGUCAGGAUGAUGUAACCGAAGAUUCUGAAUUAAAAUCAGAUUUAAAAACUACAACCUCUUCACCUUCUCACACUAACAAGCACACUCUUGCCCGAUGUUUCGCCAAGGUCAACAGUAUAGUUUACAAUAGUCCUUCAGCAGCUGCUGGACUCCAGAUUGGAGAUAAAAUUAGUAGCUUUGGGCACAUAAACUUCUCAAAUCAUGAUCGUUUGAAUCAAAUUAAAAACCUAGUACAAGAAAGUGAAGGGCGACUAAUUCACGUGCAAGUGAUGAGAGAAUCAAAGUGCGGACAAAUCCAAGAACUAACGCUAUCGCUUACACCAAGUAAAAGUUGGGGCGGAAGAGGAUUACUUGGAUGCCACAUUUUACCUCUUUAA